This is a messenger RNA of Dreissena polymorpha, 2440 nucleotides long. RefSeq lists its product as uncharacterized. The record is from RefSeq and is a predicted model, not a curated record. The transcript is spliced from 4 exons. NCBI's taxonomy places the organism in Eukaryota, Metazoa, Mollusca, Bivalvia, Myida, Dreissenidae. Bases 77 to 460 code for a protein of 127 amino acids.
CGCAGCUACAUUCUUAUGUGCGUUAACGUCGCCGUCGCUUAAGUGGUGAAUCUGUAGGAUAAACGAAGAUUACAAGAUGUCACGUGUCUGCCUAUGGUUAGCUCUGACAAGCACACUCGUCUGCGGGUCUCAAGGACAGUGGCCACUGGGACCGGACUUCUACCGCAGUAUGAAUCAACUACAGUCGAACCUCAACCGGAUGUCUGUGCGGCUGGCGACCAUGGGCGAGCUGGCGGAACAGAGGCGCCAGGUCAAGAUAAACACGGAGAUGGCGCGUGCACAGGAAGGUGUUCCAUUCGGGGAGUUAGGGCGCGUGUUCUUGACGUCGGACGGCGGGCUGGGAUACGCGUAUAAUUCCACAGACGGCUCUACGACGAUGUAUGCGCUCUGUCCCGGAAGUCCGCCCCACGGCUACAUGUUCCACUCGGGACCAUUUGGAACAUCUUACAGAUCCUGGUGAUUGCCGGCAGUACUCGGAAGUUCUCGUGCCUUUUCGGCAUUUACAGAACAUAAGAACAAAGGUUCUUUUUAGACUUAAUAUCAGAUGGAAAAAACAUAUUGACAGAUGCUUUUGUAGAACAACACUUAAUUUUAUGAAAGAUACCACUGUACAUCGGUUUAAUUAGGAUUGCUAUAAAUAUCAUAAAGGUUGUACACUCACUGCAUGUAACAUGGGAAAUUAGGUUUUAUUGUGUGGAGAUUCAUCGCCAAAUAUGUUGUAAGGUCUUUAUCACUUGCUGUGUCACAUAUGCUUCAAAUAGAUCUGUGUUAAUUAAGGCCUAAACAAAUUUUUUUCCCGAUAACUCGACCGACCCUAAAUGGUUGUUGCAACACUUAAGUUUGUUUUGUAUUCCAUGUUAAGUUUUCGAUCAUUUUUGGUUUAUUCGUACUAUUCGCUCAAUACCUUAACAUUUAAAUAAAUGACAAAUGAUUAAUGGAUAUUUGCAAGAUGUCUGUCAUUGAACAUCCUUACAUAAGUGGGGAAUAAAUCAUGUAUCGUACAACAGUUAACGAAACAAUUGGGGGCUGUUACGGGAAAAAUACCAUUUUUGAACUUAUGGACAUUCUUAUGUGUAUUCAAUGUGUUUUGGUUAAUUUGGAGUGAUACUCUUAAAUGAGGCAAAAUCCAAAUAAAUAAACACGUACACUAUACGCAUGUAAAGUUUGAAGAACAAAACAACUGCGUGAUAUGUUCGCAUAGCUCUUACUCCGGAAUUGAGUAAGGUAUGACUAAGUAUGUCACUGUCAAAUUAUAUAAACCAGUUCAUACAUUUAGCAAGUAACUUUACUUGUAAAAGUAGUAAUGUUUAUGUGUCACCAUAUUUUUAAUGUAUUUUACAAAAAUAGCAGCGGACGAGAACACAAAAUAGUUUCACUUGAUAUAUUUUCAUCAAACACUGAUAACGUUACGUUACAACAUUUACAUGGUAUUCUUUAAUGACUUAUUUUUAUAUGGAUUGUAUUUUCAAAUGAUACUUUCUCCACUAAUAUCGUUUUAAGUCCACACAUGCAGUUAUUUAACUUGAAACACCAGGAUUGUGUGCCCAACAUUCUCGCAAUGAUGUAUCGUUUUAAGUCCACACAUGCAGUUAUUUAACUUGAAACACCAGGAUUGUGUGUCCAACAUUCUCGCAAUGAUGUUCGCUUUAAGUAUUUUCAAGAAGACUGCCCUCACUCCAUGUUUAAGUGUAACUAACUUCUUCCUGCCCUCACUAUCCACCUUUAUGAUAGCGUAGGGCUGAACUGCCCAGAUAAGCAUCUGGUGUACGUGUGUCAUUUGGGCAUUUGGGUUUCGCAGUUCAACCUCACUUAAUGCUUACAGAUGUGUCCCCUCACCGGCCAUGGUGAGGAGCUUAUUAUUGGCAUAACUGGUCAUAUACACAUUGUCACCCGUAAGGCCUAAAUCACAUCUUGAUACACUUAAACCUGAGUUAUAUCAAUAUAUAUAUAUUUAUUAAUUAAAUUUACUUUAAUUUUCAUUAUUAUAAUUUACGUUAAAAUUAUUAUUGCAAGUUUGUUAAAGCUAUAAUCGAUUGAAGUAAUUAUAUAUGAAGAAUGAAACUCCAGAAAAAUUAUCAGCAUGUAUCUACUUAUUAACAUCCGCUUGUAUUUAAUUUAAGGCAAGUGUCCCCUUGCAUUUACAAUACUGGACAAUUCAUACAACACGACAUAAAACAUAUACAUGGUAAAUGCUUUGGUCACCGUAAAGGAACUGUCAAUUUAAAACUUUUGUGGUUUAACCGGCGAAAAACGCGUCAAAACUGACAUUAAUAGAAAACAUCGUAAUUUAAUUUAAAGUUAUGGUAUUUUACGAAAAUUUCUGCCUUUCAUAUACAUUCAUGAUGCAUUUAAUUCAUAGUUUUUCAUUGCGAUUAUCAAUUCAAUGUGGUUUCUUUCAUUGCAGAGUUUGUUUGAAAUCUAUUAAAUGCAAUUAAAAUGA